AUGUCCUUCUUUCGUACCUACAACAACCUCCUCAAGAUACACCCGUACAAGACCAAUAUGGUCUCAACGGGCUUAUUCUUCGGGGCAGGCGACUGUUUGGCCCAGCUUAUAUUUCCUCACCACAUUGACGACGAUGUCAACAAACCCACGACCUUCCACAUCGACAGAACAGUGAGAGCCAUGAUCUACGGGUCCUUUAUAUUUGCGCCACUAAGCGUCAAGUGGCACCGUUUGACCCUCCCUUACAUCAAGAGCCCUUUUCUUCUGACUGCGAGAAGAGCUCGCAUAACUCACACUCAUACAGAUAUCCACGACAACUUGUUCAGACUAACACUUGAUGCUCUCUUGAUGCCUGGGCUCGUGUGGAUUCCCCUUUACAACACAGCCAUGUCGGCGUUGGCUUUGCACAGUGAUCCGCUUCUGGUGGCCGCAGACAAGCUUCGAAACAACUGGUGGAACGUGCUCAGAGCAAGCUGGACGGUGUGGACGCCGCUUCAGCUUGUCAACUUGUUCUUUGUACCGGUGCAUCUUCGUAUUGUGCUAGCCAAUGUGUGGUCGAUUGGGUGGAACUGCUUCUUGAGCUUUGUACACAACACUAAGGGCCACGGGAAGGGUAGUGGCAAAUUGAUGGAGGAGCUUGUAGAUAUCGAGACGGCCGAUGAGGAGCAGACCAUGGUGUAUGCAUAA
This is a messenger RNA of Candidozyma auris, 687 nucleotides long. RefSeq names its product ethanol metabolism protein. Gene Ontology annotation, cellular component: cytoplasm; mitochondrion; membrane. The coding region runs from base 1 to 687 and encodes 228 amino acids. The record is from RefSeq and is a predicted model, not a curated record. Lineage: Eukaryota; Fungi; Ascomycota; Pichiomycetes; Serinales; Metschnikowiaceae. The transcript has a single exon.